Ictalurus punctatus (channel catfish) is the source of this 4782-nucleotide messenger RNA. RefSeq names its product DNA replication helicase/nuclease 2 (gene dna2). The record is from RefSeq and is a predicted model, not a curated record. Gene Ontology annotation, biological process: replication fork reversal. Lineage: Eukaryota; Metazoa; Chordata; Actinopteri; Siluriformes; Ictaluridae. Gene Ontology annotation, cellular component: cytoplasm. The coding region runs from base 266 to 4432 and encodes 1388 amino acids. Gene Ontology annotation, molecular function: 5'-flap endonuclease activity; single-stranded DNA helicase activity. The transcript has 23 exons.
UGUGAAAGGCUUGGCGUGUGUAAAUGUGUGUUUGUGUGUUUGUGUUCGGGUUCAAUACAGUUUUUCUCGCAUGGUCGCAAUUCAUCUCAUCGUGGUUUGGGCGACUUUAUACUGCGUGGCGUAGUCAAAUGAGUGAUUAUUAUUAUUAUUAUUAUUGCAUAAAAACUGUAGAGGAUGAAAAGGAGUCGAUCUGAUGCUAAGUUCAGACAGCUAGUUCUGUAUAAGCGCUAAUAUUCAACCUUUCUGAAUUAAUCAUUAAAUUAGGAUGUCGACGAUGCUGAAAAUCAAGUGUAAGAAGAACAAGAUGGUGAGCAGUGGACUGCAGUCAGACAUUUCUGCAUUUUUCUCCAAGGUACAACCAAAAUCCCCCAAAAGAGGUACAGCCAUGUGUACGAGUGUAGAUGUCUCCAAUUUUAUGAAGACCUCUGUUACACGAGACACAACGUUCACGCUCUUCCCUUUCACCAUCCCUGAGACGCCUGAGAGUGAGAAAAAGCAACACCGCCCAUUACAGCCCUUUUCUGAAGGUCCUUGCUCCCCUGUGUCCCGUAGUCCACGUUCCCGAGGCCUCACCUGCAAGACCAAACUAUUAUACAGAAGGUCACUCCAGGCAGAGAACAAGACAAGCCCAAAAUCAGGGGACACAUUUGAAGCAGAGAAUGGUAUUGGUCAUUUUGGUUCAGUUAAACGGCUGAUGCGUGGUUCGGAGACACACCAGAAAGCCAAGCGCCCCAGAACAGGGCAGUUACCAAAAAAUUCUGGAAAAGAAUCAAGCUCAGAGCGAGAUGACUUGAGCAAAUUUCUUCAGAUUAUUCAUGAAACUGCUGACAUGAAAGAUGAGGCAUCAAUGAAAGGCAUCUCAAAGAACAUUGAGAGAAAGUCUGGCAAAGCUGUGAAAAUUUUGACUGAGAAGAACAGUUCAAUAUCAACUCUGUCUGGUAAGACACUGGGAAAUAUGCCUUCAGAGAAGAGGAAUGGUGCCAGUGGCUCAUUCACAAAAUUACCAAGAGUCACUUCUCUUAGAAACAGCUCCAGUGAAGAUGAGAAGGAGAACAUUUCUCUCAGUACAGAGCCAAGCAGGGACUUGGCUGAAAUCUCCAGUGAUAUUCAGUCAGAUCUUGUGGUAUCCUACACUUCAUUGGUGUGCAACAGUGAUGGUGGUGAAAAGAAGGAGAAUGUUUUCAUUUGUGAAAAUGAGAUGAAAUCAAAACAAGUUAAGAACCUUGAUGACAGUGAAAAGGCCAUCACAACCGCCGAGGAGAACUUCAGUAUACUGGACGACAGCUGGUUUAAUCAAGAAAUGGAGCAAAAUUUUGAAGAGCCAGAAUAUAAAAAGUCCAAACUUGAAAAGAAGGGAAGCAUUCCUGAGCAUGUUAUUCUGGCCUCUGGACUACAUAACCGGUACUGGGUUCUAGAUGUGCAAGAAACCACUGGAGCCCAAGGCUACGAUGAGAAGCAUUUAACCAUCACUAGCUCAAAGUCAUCACACCCUACAGAGACCUGCAUUCUAAAGGAUGGCUGGGAGAACACUCCAGUUGCUGUAGGGGACAUUGUUCAUCUGGAAGGGGAGUGUGUUUCUGGUUUAUGGGUGAUUGAUAGGGACUUUGGUUACCUGGUGCUUCUACCUGAUGUGCUCAUCUCAGGGACCAGCAUAGCUAACAGUGUCCGCUGUAUGAGACGAGCUGUACUUGGAGAGAUGUUUAAGAGUUUGGAUGGUGGAAGCAAGCAGAUGCUGAACGGGACCAUAGUUCAUGACAUCUUUCAAAAAGCUGCCAUGUCCUUAGACUUUUCUCGUGAAAAGCUAGAGAAACUGGCCAGUGAAGCCCUGCUCAGCCCAAACUACCUUGGACAAAUGUACAGUCUGAAACUGACUCAAGCAGACAUGCAACAGGAGGUGGAGGAGUAUCUUCCUGCAAUUGCUGAGUGGGCCAAAGUCUAUCUCCACUCCUCUCCACAGGCCAGGCAGAAACAGCUGACUUUCAGACUCCCCAGUGAUGGAGCGCUGAGCCGGCAGGACUCGGACUGCAGCAUCACUGUCACUAAUUUUGUGGACAUUGAGGAGAACAUCUGGUCUCCAAGGUUUGGUCUGAAGGGAAAAAUUGACGUGACUGCAGGGGUAAGGAUCCACCGGCGAGGCAGGAAGCAUGUAGACAAGAUUAUACCAUUGGAGCUGAAGACAGGCAAGGAAUCUAACUCCAUUGAGCAUCGUAGCCAGGUUAUCUUAUAUACUCUUAUGAGCACUGAGAGACGGACAGACGCCGAAGCGGGUUUUCUCGUCUACUUGAAGACUGGCAAUCUACACCCAGUUGUGGGCAACCACAUGGACAGAAGAGAGCUGAUCAAACUGAGGAACUGUCUGGUUCAUCACCUUCGCAACAGUCUCAUCAAGCUGAAGGGCAAAAGCCAAAUGGCAUGUUUACCUGAAGUCAUCUCUGACCAGCAGGCCUGCAAGUACUGCCCACAGAGAAGAAACUGUGCACUUUAUAACAGAGCUGUGGAGAAGGCUCCAGGUGCAUGUCCUUCUGAAGAUCCUCAGACUUUCCUACAGCUUGAGAGUGAACAUCUGAACCAGCUUCACCUGCAGUAUUUCAGUCACUGGUUGCUGCUCUGCAGCUUGGAGGCACUCACCAUGGAGAGCAAGGGAGGACGUCGCAACAUCUGGCUCCAGUCUGCUCAGGAGAGGGAGAAGAAUGGUGGCUGUGUUGGGAACAUGGUAUUGGCAGGCAGGGUGACUGCUCUCUCUGAUGGUGUUUAUGUGCACCACUUUAAGCGCAGGCAAGGAGAGCAUGUACUCAUCACACUGCUGGUCGGGGACAGGGUGGUGAUCAGUGACCAGGACUCCAGGUUCAUCGGUAUAGCUGCUGGAUACGUCACCGAGAUCACAAACACAGGAGUGACAUGUUCUUUGGAUAAAAAUCUCUCUAAGAAUUCUUCAGAUAUGGUAUUCCGUCUGGAUCAAGAUGAAGGCGCUGGAGGCUUGAGCACUCAUCUUGGAAACCUCUCCAUGCUGAUGGAGAACUCGCCAAAGAGUGAAAGGCUGAGGCAGCUCAUUGUGGAGUUUAAGCCUCCUCAGUUCAUCGAUAGCCUCAGCAGUGUGCUGCCCCGAGAGGCCAAGGACACUGUAGCCAACAUUCUGAAAGGGCUCAACAAACCUCAAAAGCAGGCCAUGAAAAAGGUACUGUUGUCCAAAGACUACACGCUUAUUGUUGGAAUGCCUGGUACUGGGAAAACUACCACCAUUUGUACUCUGGUGCGUAUUCUGCACGCCUGUGGCUUCAGUGUGCUCCUGACCAGCUACACGCAUUCAGCAGUAGACAACAUUUUGCUGAAGCUGAAGAAGUUUAAGGUAGGCUUCUUGCGCCUGGGCCGAGCUCAGAAAGUGCACCGUGACAUCCUGCCCUUCACCGAGGAGCAGAAUCGGACCAAGGGAAUCAACACCCUUGAGCAGCUGGAGGAUCUCUAUAACCAAGAGCUUGUUGUAGCCACUACAUGUAUGGGUGUGAAGCACCCAAUCUUCAGCCGACGGCGCUUUGAUUUCUGCAUUGUGGAUGAGGCGUCUCAGAUCAGCCAGCCUGUGUGCUUAGGACCACUCUUCUAUGCCCAGCGGUUUGUUCUUGUAGGGGAUCACCAGCAGCUGCCCCCCAUUGUCCAAAAUGCUGAGGCCAGGGCUUUGGGCAUGGAUGAGAGCUUGUUCAAGCGCCUUGAGCACCACAGUCAGGCUGUAGUUCAGCUAAAUGUGCAGUACAGGAUGAACAGCAUGAUUAUGUCCCUGAGCAAUGCCCUGAUGUACGAGGGCAGGCUGGAGUGUGGCUCGGAGCGGACUGCCAACGCUCAGCUACAGCUGCCCUGCAGGACCGCACUAGAGAGUGAGCUGUGUAUGUGUCAGCCUCAGUACACUGCCUGGGUCCACGCUGCGCUCGAGCCUCAAAAAUCUGUUUGCUUUUUGGACACGUCACAGGUUCCAGCCCUAGAGACUGUGGAGAAAGGUGGAGUCAGUAAUCACACAGAGGCCAUCUUGGUGCACACGCUUGUUAGCCUGCUGCUUAAGGCCGGAUGCAGGGCAAGUGACAUCGGGGUCAUAGCUCCGUACCGGCAGCAGCUCAAAGCUAUCUCCACUCUCUUGGAAGAAGAAUCCUUCAGAGCUGUGGAGGUGAACACAGUGGACAAGUAUCAGGGCCGGGACAAGAGCGUCAUCAUCGUGUCCUUUGUGAGGAGCCAUACAGAGGGCAACCUGGGAGAGCUGCUGAAAGACUGGAGAAGGCUGAAUGUGGCCAUCACCAGAGCCAAACAUAAGCUACUGAUGCUGGGAUCGGCUCCUACGCUGCGUCUCUAUGCUCCACUGGAGAAACUUCUCACUCACAUGCAGCAGGAGAACAUGAUCUUCCAGCUGCCACCUGCUGCUCAUGAGGCACUACCUCGCAUCAAAAUGUGACACAAAGUGGACACACAUACUCUUUAGCUUUUUAUUACUACCUCACACUAAUUGAGUUAAAGACCCAUACACAUGGAAGUUUCUUUGAACCUGAAUGAGAGUUCUGACUGAUAAGUAGAUGGUACAUUGUAAUACCUCAUGAGUAAUAAUUGACUUUCUUUUAAAAAAAAUUUUGGUAGGGGGGAUUGUAUGUAAUUCUUACCUCAUUUUAGUGUUUUCACAUGCUUUUAUUCAGAUGAAAAAUCUUUUAUUUGUAUUUUUUUUACAGAUAUUCUGAGCCAAGUAUUUUGUAUGUAAAUAGUCUUGUGCAUUUUUUUUGUGUUUUUUCCUGUAAUAAAGUUAUUUAAGUA